AUGACAUGCCUCAAUUUACCAGGCACAUACAAUUGUUCUUGUGCAGUGGGCUACGAAGGUGAUGGCAAAAAAAAUGGAUCAGGUUGCAGUCGAAUUGCUGUUCCCAACAAACUUCCCUUGAUUAUUUAUAUUUCCUUAGGAAUUAGCAUCGGCAUAUCACUAUUACUUAUUGGUGGCUCCUCGCUAUAUUGGGGAUCUAAGCAGAGGAAGAUUGCCAACCUUAUAGAAAAAUUAUUUCAGGAAAACGGUGGAUCUAAAGAAGGCAACAAAAACUUUAAUGAAAAUAAUGUCCUGGGCAAAGGGGGCCAAGGAAUAGUCUACAAAGGAGUAUUACCAGAUAACACCAUAGUUGCCAUUAAGAAGCCCAGAGUAGCUGAUCAGAGUCAGUCCCAGAUUGAGCAAUUCAUUAAUGAGGUCAUAAUUCUCUCUCAAGUCAACCAUAGAAAUGUUGUGAAGCUCUUAGGGUGUUGUUUGGAGACAAAAGUUCCUUUCCUUGUCUAUGAAUUUAUUACCAAUGGGACUCUCUAUGACCACAUACACACUGCAUGCCAAAGAGCAUCCUCAAUAACAUGGGAGAAUCGCUUAAGAAUAGCAGCGGAAACUUUAACAGCCCUUUCAUAUUUACACUUUGCCGCUAGUACUCCUAUCAUUCAUAGAGAUGUUAAGACCGCCAACAUACUCUUAGAUGACAAUUACGUUGCUAAAGUAUCAGAUUUUGGCUCUUCAAGGUUGAUUGCUAUUGAUGAAACUCAAUUAAGCACAUUGGUACAAGGAACACGUGGUUACUUGGACCUAGAGUACUUGCAAACUGGCCAAUUGACCGAAAAAAGUGAUGUUUAUAGCUUUGGGGCUGUCCUUGUUGAAUUACUAACUGGCAAGAAGGUAAUUUCUUUCAGCAGGCCUGAAGCAGAGAGAAAUUUAUCCAUGUAUUUUAUUUUAGCAAUGAAAGAAGACCGCUUGCUUGAAAUUGUUGAUAAGCAGAUGAUGAAUGAUGCAAGGGUUGACAAGUUAAAGCAAGUUGCUAUUUUAGCAAAGAGAUGCUUAGAAGUGAAAGGCGAUGAAAGGCCAAGCAUGAAGGAAGUAGCAAUGGAGCUAGAGGGAUUGAGAAUGACAGAGAAACAUCCAUGGGUAAAUGACGUCACAGAUUCCGAAGAGACCCAACACUUGCUUGGAGAUCAAUUCUUAGAUGCUUAUGGCGGUGAAACUAGUAUGAGCAAUUCAAUAGUUUAUGAUCGCAUGACAAACCAUGACAUUUCACCAUUUAAUGGUGGACGAUAAGGUGUUUCUGGUGGUGGUCUACGUUCAUUAUAUGUUGUUUGUAAUGUUUUUAUUUUAUCUUUUGUCAAAUAAUCCCUGUGAGUUGUUUUGAACUUUUGAUUUUAUGUGU
This is a messenger RNA of Camellia sinensis, 1387 nucleotides long. NCBI's taxonomy places the organism in Eukaryota, Viridiplantae, Streptophyta, Magnoliopsida, Ericales, Theaceae. The record is from RefSeq and is a predicted model, not a curated record.